This is a messenger RNA of Syngnathus typhle (broad-nosed pipefish), 6126 nucleotides long. RefSeq names its product RAD54 like 2 (gene rad54l2). Gene Ontology annotation, molecular function: ATP-dependent chromatin remodeler activity; ATP hydrolysis activity; ATP binding. The record is from RefSeq and is a predicted model, not a curated record. Gene Ontology annotation, cellular component: nucleus. The transcript has 22 exons. Bases 347 to 4777 code for a protein of 1476 amino acids. NCBI's taxonomy places the organism in Eukaryota, Metazoa, Chordata, Actinopteri, Syngnathiformes, Syngnathidae.
UUUUUUUUUAUGGGAAUGAAAGACCAAAAUAAAAUGAUAGAUAUGCAGUCAGAAAUAAAUUUCAAGAUUCCCUCAUGAAAUAUAGUGAGCACAAAUUACUGAAGACUUUUUUUCUUUUUUCAAACAUCGGCGGAACACUACUUUGUUACAUGGAACACUCGAAGGAAGGAUUACACUGUAACACUGAGGGGGAGAAAAUUGGAAAUGAGAAAAAUCCAAUCGCUUUAUUUUUACAAUUAGCCUGCAAGUGAAUUGAUCGGUCACUGUGCGUAUUAACAUCGGCAUUUCCACUCACGACCCCUGAUGAAGGUGUGCAGGUAAUACUUUGAGAGCCCCGUAAGACGCCAUGUCUGAAGAGGCCCUUUCAGAAAGUGACCUGGAGGGUAGCCUUAACAGUGAAGAGGAUUACCAGGAAAAUGAUGAAGAGGACGACAAUGGCGAUACGGAGGAGGGAGACGAGGAGGACGAGGAAGAAGACGAGGAUGGGGAGGAUGAAAACUGUGACGAUGAUGAGGAUCUCAGUUUGGAAAAACCUGCUAGUGCAACCUCAGCUACCUCUGGAGAUCCUUCCUCGGAGUCACGCCCCGGAUCCCAGCCGUCCUCCAGGGCGCCCUCCAGACCAAACUCUCGCUCUCAACCUCCGGGCAGCCCUGGCAAAUCGAGUCAAAGCAAGACACCUUCCAGCAAAUCAAAGAAACAAAAAGCUUCUAAAGUAACCAAAUCUUCCAAGCUUUCAAAACGCUCCAAGCUUACAAAGCCUGCACACAUGAGGAAAAAUAUCAGAAAGCUACUGAAGGAGGACCAGCUUGAGGCUGGAACCAAGGCUGCUCAACAGGAAGAGAUGGAGAGGCGGAAGCGUCUGGAGCAACAGAGGAAAGACUUCCCUACACCUGCUCCAACUUUAUUAGAGUCCCAACUAGUGGGCCCAACAUCCUUUUUUGGAGAGGUCUCUCACUUGGUCCCCGCCCUUCUCGGCAAGCAGGAUGUGAUCUGCUUGGACAGCAGCGGUGAUGAAGAUGAAAGCAUGGAACCAAAACUCCCUGAGCUGGCUAUUAGAGAUGAUAUAAUUGAACUGAGCUCCGGGGACGAAGACACCUUGCAGAUAAGCAGCGAGUCGGGCGAUGAGGACGACGAGAGCCCCGGCGGCACAGAGGAGAGCAGCGGAGCGCACAUCAAUGACGCUCUGAACUUGCCUGAUGCCCAGGGCCGCGUGAUGGUUAAUAUCAACCACCCCGCGGAGGAAAAGGACAUUUAUCUCGCACCGCAGCUGGCCAAGGCUGUCAAACCUCACCAGAUUGGUGGUAUCAGGUUUCUGUAUGAUAACUUGAUUGAGUCGCUGGAGCGUUACAAGAGCAGCAGUGGUUUUGGUUGCAUCCUCGCUCACAGCAUGGGGCUCGGCAAGACAUUGCAGGUCAUUUCCUUCAUUGACAUCCUGCUGCGGAAUACCGAGGCUCACACCGUUUUGACAAUUGUUCCUGUGAACACACUUCAGAACUGGCUGGCAGAGUUCAACCUGUGGCUCCCACCGCAGGAAGCGCUUUCCCCCGACACCGACCCCAAUCUGUUUCUCGGACGUUCAUUCAAAGUUCAAAUUCUAAACGAUGAGCACAAAACUACCAUGGCACGGGCCAAGGUGGUGGAGGACUGGAGCCAAAACGGAGGCGUGUUGCUAAUGGGCUACGAGAUGUACCGCCUUCUCACAAUGAAGAAGAGUUUUGUCACAGGCAAGAAAAGGAAAUCAAAGAAGCCUGUCGGGCCUGUCAUCAUUGAUCUAGAUGAGGAAGAUAGACAACAAGAACUCAUGAAAGGUAUCGAAAGGUCCAUUCUACGACCCGGUCCGGAUGUGGUGAUCUGUGACGAGGGCCAUCGCAUUAAGAACUACCACGCCAGCACGUCACAGGCUCUGAAGAAUAUCCGUUCGAGGCGCAGAGUGGUUCUGACUGGUUAUCCGUUGCAGAACAAUCUCAUUGAAUACUGGUGCAUGGUUGAUUUUGUCAGGCCGGACUUCUUAGGCACGCGGCAGGAGUUCAGCAACAUGUUUGAGCGGCCCAUUCUGAACGGGCAAUGUAUGGACAGUACGCCUCAAGACGUUCGCUUGAUGCGGUACCGUAGCCAUGUGCUGCACAGCCUGCUGGAGGGUUUUGUCCAGAGACGAGGCCACGAUGUUCUGCAGGACCAGCUUCCCAUCAAAAUGGAGCACGUGAUCUUGGUGCGGCUAUCUCCCGUACAGAAAGCACUUUACACCGAGUUUAUGACUCGCUUCAGAGAGGCAGGAAAUAAUGGUUGGCUUGGUCUAAACCCCCUUAAAGCCUUUUGCGUAUGCUGCAAGAUCUGGAAUCACCCAGACGUGCUUUAUGAAGCUGUACAAAAAGAGAAUCAGGCAAACGAGCAAGACCUGGACCUCGACGACAUUGCCGGCGGUCCCAAAGGCAAAGUGUCGGAGUCCGGCAACAGCAAAGCCAGUAACGUUCCGCCGCUGCUCAAUCCCUUGCAGGAUCGAAGCAAUCAAGUCAUCACUUAUGAAUGGGCAAAGGAAAUCAUGUCAAACUACCAGAUAGGACUUCUGGAAAAUUCUGCCAAAAUGGUGCUGCUCUUUCAUUUGAUCGAUGAAAGCGUCAGAAGAGGAGACAAGAUUUUGGUCUUCAGUCAAAGCUUGUCCACCCUAACAGUCAUUGAGGACUUCUUAUCAAAGAGACCCAUUCCAUCACAAGACGCCGCCGAGUCUCAGAACCCCAACUGGGUUCGCAAUGUCAAUUAUUAUCGACUGGAUGGGAGCACUUCUUCCUCUGAACGAGAGCGGCUAAUUAAUCUGUUUAAUGACCCAGAGAAUACUAAAUCGUUCCUCUUCCUGCUGUCUACCAGAGCGGGUUGCCUGGGGGUGAAUCUGAUUGGAGCGAACCGCGUCGUUGUGUUCGACGCCUCCUGGAACCCGUGUCAUGACGCCCAGGCGGUGUGCCGGGUGUACCGGUACGGUCAAAAGAAACCUUGCUACAUUUACCGCCUGGUUUGUGAUUUUACCUUGGAGAAGAAGAUCUACGAUAGACAGGUCUCCAAACAGGGCAUGUCCGACCGCGUCGUGGAUGACCUGAACCCGACGCUGAACUUUACUCGAAAGGAAGUGGAGUCACUGUUGCAUUUUGUUGAGGAGGAACCUGAAGCUAACAAGAUCGAUAUGAGAGAUUUGGAACAAGAGCCGGUCAUUUAUGCAGCCUGUCAGCUUUACCCGCACUUCAUCACUAAACAACCUUUCCAACACGAAUCUCUGUUAGUGGACCGGAAGGAAUCCAAACUGACCAAAGCGGAGAAGAGAGCGGCCAAAAAAAGCUACGAGGAUGAAAAGCGAGCCUCGGUGCCCUACUCUCGUCCUUCCUACGCGCCUUAUUAUCCAAGCAGCAACCACGCGCUCGCCAACUUACCUGCCUUCAGUCAACGCGGCUGGCGUGCUAUGGCCCGGCCUGACGACAAGCCAGUAGCGAGCGUGAGGCCCAUCCAGUCAACCCCGAUCCCCAUGAUGCCUCGCCAAGUUGUCAUGGGCAUGGCGGGAGCGAGCUCUCCUGGCAGUUUACCGGUCAAUUUCCUGCAGAAGGCCGGAGUUUACGUUCAGCGCAUUGUCACCACAACUGACAUCCUCAUCCCGGGAACCAACAGCACAACAGAUGUCCAAGCUCGAAUUCGCGCUGGCGAGAGCAUCCAUGUGAUCAGAGGAUCGAAAGGUACUUACAUAAGGACGAAUGAUGGAAGAAUUUUUGCAGUCAGAUCUGGAAAAAUCAGUCGGCCUUUCGCCGGGGGCGCCACUGUUUCAAGAGAUGGCCAGCGAUCUGUGAUCCAUCCACUCAGUAAUGGCUGCGCAUCCCCCGGGGAGCAACUGCAGCACUCACCUGACAGCGACGUCGACGUGGAGCAGCAGUCCUCGUCCCCCUUGAACGCCGAGCUUCUUCGUGAGCUCAGCCACUACGCGGCAUCCACCAGCGACAGCGCCGGCGGCGCGGGAAACCAACUCUCCGAUGUGUCCGUCGCUGCCACGGGAGAUGGAGGCAGCCUGAUUCCAGAUCUCCGGCCUCCGCUCGACGACGACCUGCUGAGUUCCAGUUUUGAGACGCAAGCGGUGAAACGUAAGCACACUGAAAGUCAAGGCGCCACGGCCAAACGGACUUCGGCCGCAUCGCAUUUUCCCGGAUUGUCCUUGAAUUCCAGUGGGCUCAGUUUUCCACCAGUGAGUCUGAACUCUUCCUCACUGUUGGGGAACCUGGGGCAUAUGACUCACCCUCUUCUGAUGGGUGGAAGCAGUGGGUCCUCAUUCCUUCAGACGCCGGGACAAACACUGGCCGACCUACAGAACAUGUUCCCUUCCGCACCGGGCAACGGACAACUUCCUCCCCUCUCGUCAUCGGCUCUACCCACAGCGCUUUCCCCGUCCUCCAACACCAUUCCAAUACCGUCUGCAUCAUCUUCGGCGACUACUUCCUCACUGCCGUCAGGUUCUCUGCCACCAUAUUUGAUGAGCCCCAAUGUGGCGGGCCUGCUUUCAUCAGGCUUCCCUAUGAACUACAGCCAGUCGUUGCUACCCGAGCCCCGGAUGUUUCCUGGCCCUCUUCUCUCCGGGUCGGCGGGCUUCCCCGCAGCAAACUCGGCUUUGAAUACGUCCGGCUUCCUCUCACAUUACAGCAAUCCAACAUCCAGCCUGUUAGGAGCGGCUCUAACCCAACCUGACAGGUAUCAGAGUGCGGAGAAUGGUGAUAGUUCAGAUGAUGAUGUCAUAGAGGUGACGGGACACUGAAUAUUCACACAGGAGCCGACGGACACAAAGUUUAAUUAUGGUGAGACUGAUCAAAAUGGGAUGUGAUUUGACAAAUUAUAGUCCUGCUAAAAUUGAUCCUUCAGGUUUUAUUUCAAACCACGCAAAAACUCACCGAAGGUCAUAUACUAUUUUGACAGCCCAGAUAUUGAGGGGAAAUAAUAAAAAAAAACAUCCAAAAACUGAAAGAUUUCAGUCUGCCGAAAUGUGUAGCAUCCCCGGUUGAAAAAAUUGUGGUUCCAUGACUCGUCAUGUAGAUAUCUGUAGAUAACAGUUCUUGUCUCAAGUUAAAUUCUGUUCAGUGUGUAGGAAGGUGUGUAAUUACAGCAUAUAUGAAGAUAACCGAUACGUUGGUUUUAUUAUGAUUUUGGGAGGGGGUCACUUUUUUCUCAUCAACACCCAAAUGAAUGUAUCUUAACUUGCCCUAAGUAACACACUCUAGUGUUCUGUCAUACUUAGCCUUAAAUAACACAAAGAGGUCUUGAGUGCUCUGAUUUUUAACUCGGUACUUUUUUUUUUUUUUUUUACUAUUGUGAUAACAAAUGUGAACACGCUCUUGUUUCCUACAACAAGAACCAAUAGCAACAAUUUGCGAAGCCUUGCGGAAAGCAAACAUUUCCAAUCAUGGUAUGCGUGUAUUCCAUGUCAAGGUCUCCAUCAGAACAUUCACACUCGGUGGUCAGGUGGCGCUGUGGGCUUCGCCAGCUAACCGGUUGCAAUGGCUUCCUGUGUAAGUAGUUCCUGUUAGUGGUGUGUUAGGUCUCUUCUGCUCUCGAGCCAUGUGUCUUUUUUUAUGUUGUGAUGACACUGCACUGGUGUUUAGAUUUAGGAAUCUGUUUGCAAAACAGGCUGACAUGGUGGUUUUAUUAGCCUUUAGAAAAGAUGGGAGAGCAUGGGACUAUAAAACAAACUGUAAAGAUAGUUUUACAGUAGAUUGAUUGUGGGGGGUGGGGGGGGGGGUUCAAUAUUUUUUUUUUCUCAGCCAGUCUUGGAAUCUUGUAAAGUGGCUCUGAAAGGUGGAUAAUGGAAAAGAUGCAAAUCCCAUGUCUAUAUUUGUACUCUUGAAGUUGGCUAUCAUUGCUUUAUGUUUAAAUCUGUUGUUUCAUGUGUAGUAAUAUCCUCAUGGAUUGGAUAUUUAAUUUUUUUUUACUUUUUAUAAUUUCAUCAUGUACUCCUAAUAGUAGCUUCCCUCAUUUCAGUGUCUGAAAUGUAUUUUUUUUUAGUCACCUUUAUGUUCUUUUAGGUGGCUGAUCCAUGCCACACAGACAAAAGCAGAAAAUGGCUGUUAUCAAUGUUAUUUUAAAAUUAAAACACUCUAUUGUGCGAAUAAA